AAAUAAAAAAUUCUCAAAAACCACACUCCUAAUCCCAACCUCAGUCAAUCAAUCAUUGUCAAAUUACGUUCUUUUGCUAUAAAUAAUUUCUUCUUUCUUUUUUAUUUGUCUCAUUAUAACCAUUUUAACGGUUACACUCUACAGUCUACAGUCUGCAUCCCUCUUCACAUAGAAAGAGUGGAAGAAACAGAGAGAAAGCAUAAGAUUAACCAAGGAAAGAAGCUGUUUGUAUAGGUUUUAGGCAACCAGAGAAAAAAAAACCAAACACCCAGAUGGAAUUUAGCUCCUUUUUGACGUCCUUAGGGACUUCAUUUAUAAUAUUCAUAAUUUUGAUGCUGCUCUUUACUUGGCUGUCGGCAAAACGAGGGAACGCGGUGGUGUAUUAUCCAAAUCGGAUCUUGAAAGGUUUGGAACCAUGGGAAGGCGGUUUAAAGACACGAAACCCUUUGGCUUGGAUACGAGAAGCCUUAUCUUCUACUGAACAAGAUAUUAUAAACAUGUCCGGGAUUGACACUGCCGUCUACUUUGUCUUCUUGGGCACUGUACUGGGAAUAUUGGUUUUGUCUGGCGUGGUACUGCUUCUAGUUCUUCUACCCACUGCUUCAACUGAUGAUGAAGUAAAGAAAAACGCAAAGAGCACUACUAGCAAGGGGACUUUCAAUGACCUAGACAAGUUGUCAAUGGCGAAUAUUGAAGAGAGGAGUCCAAGGUUGUGGGCAUUUCUGAUAGCUGUAUACUGGGUCUCUCUUGUCACCUAUGUCCUUUCGUGGAAGGCUUAUAAACGUGUUUCUGCACUAAGAGCUAAUGCUUUAAUGUCUCCUGAAGUGAAACCUGAGCAAUUUGCUGUUCUUGUUAGAGACUUGCCUGAUGUCACUCCAGGUCAAACUAGAAAGGAGCAGGUCGAUUCGUAUUUUAAAUCUAUCUAUCCUGAUACAUUCUACAGAUCACUGGUGGUAACCAACAACAAAAAGGUUGACAAAAUCUGGGCAGAAUUGGAAGGAUACAGAAAGAAGCUUGCACGAACUGAAGCAAUAUACGAAGAGUCGAUAAGGAAAGGCAACUCGGAAGGGAAGGGACCGACCAACAAAACCGGCUUCCUUGGUCUCUGUGGUAAACAGGUAGACAGCAUUGAGUACUACAAUGAAAAGAUAAAAAAAAUGACACAAAAAUUGGAAGCUGAACAAAAGGUGACCCUCCGAGAAAAGCAGCUCGGAGCUGCUUUAGUUUUCUUUACCGACAGGGUAACUGCAGCCUUGGCUGCUCAAAGCCUGCAUGCUCAAAUGGUAGAUAAAUGGACAGUAACAGACGCUCCCGAACCUCGUCAACUUAUAUGGACCAAUCUGACUAUCAAGUUUUUCGUAAGGAUAGUUCGACAAUACAUGGUUUACGUCCUCGUGUUUCUGACUAUAGUUUUUUAUAUGAUUCCGAUUGGUUUUAUCUCUGCAAUCACAACCCUUGAGAAUCUGAGAAAACUUUUGCCAUUCUUGAAGCCAAUUGUUGAUCAGGUUCAAAUAAAGACAGUACUAGAGGCAUAUCUUCCUCAGCUUGCACUCAUUAUAUUCUUGGCAUUACUACCCAUGUUUCUUUUGUUUCUAUCCAAGAUAGAGGGAAUUCCAUCAGGGAGCCAUGUAAUAAGGGCUGCAUCAGGGAAGUAUUUUUAUUUUAGUGUGCUGAAUGUGUUCAUUGGGGUUACUAUUGGUGGAACUUUGUUUGAUACAUUGAAGAGUGUUGAGGAAGAGCCUAACUCCCUUGUUCCUUUGCUGGCAAAAAGUCUUCCAGGCAAUGCAACUUUCUUCAUCACAUUUGUGGCUCUAAAGUUCUUCGUCGGUUACGGGCUUGAGCUUUCCCGAAUAGUUCCCCUAAUCAUAUAUCAUCUGAGAAGGAAAUAUCUUUGCAAGAGUGAAGCAGAGAUAAGAGAAGCUUGGUUUCCUGGAGAUAUUAGCUAUGCCACUAGAGUUCCUAGUGACAUGCUUAUCAUCACCAUUGUUCUGUGCUACUCAGUUAUAGCUCCUGUGAUCAUCCCAUUCGGAGUACUUUACUUCGCCUUGGGUUGGCUUGUUCUCCGGAAUCAGGCACUCAAAGUCUAUGUUCCAUCAUAUGAGAGCUAUGGAAGAAUGUGGCCACACAUGCAUACACGAAUAAUGGGUGCCCUGCUGUUAUACCAAGUUACUAUGUUGGGUUACUUUGGGGUGAUUCAGUUCUACUACACUCCCAUCCUGAUUCCGGCACCGAUAUUGUCUCUGCUCUUCUACUAUGUCUGUAGAAGGAAAUUCUAUAACGCAUUUUGUCACACGGCUCUUGAAGUUGCUAGCCAAGAGCUGAAGGAAACUCCGAACAUGGAACUGAUAUUCAGAUCGUAUAUCCCGCCGAGCUUGAUUCCUGAGAAGCAAGAAGAUGAGCAGUUUGAAGGUGCUUUAUCUCGUGUUUCAAGAACAGGAACAUUUGUUUGAAGUACAUCUUUUGUGUAUUUCCACCACUCAGAUGCCGUUCUGUAACUUGGAUUGUCUGUUUAUAAUGUGCUAUAUAGGUUGUUUGUUUGUAACAUAGUCCUUUCUCCUCUGGAUCCUUAGCUCGAGUUUGUUUAAUCGUCAUCUCGUUCAGCUUGGAUACACUUCAAUAACUUGUCAAUUAUUUUUCAAGCUUUCUUGAUUGCUUCAUUAAAGGAGGCCUUCUUGUUUCCA
This is a messenger RNA of Gossypium raimondii (Peruvian cotton), 2681 nucleotides long. RefSeq names its product CSC1-like protein ERD4. Gene Ontology annotation, molecular function: calcium-activated cation channel activity. Lineage: Eukaryota; Viridiplantae; Streptophyta; Magnoliopsida; Malvales; Malvaceae. The transcript is spliced from 5 exons. Gene Ontology annotation, cellular component: plasma membrane. Bases 273 to 2450 code for a protein of 725 amino acids. The record is from RefSeq and is a predicted model, not a curated record.